Bipolaris zeicola 26-R-13 is the source of this 663-nucleotide messenger RNA. RefSeq lists its product as uncharacterized. The record is from RefSeq and is a predicted model, not a curated record. Gene Ontology annotation, cellular component: endoplasmic reticulum-Golgi intermediate compartment; COPII-coated ER to Golgi transport vesicle; endoplasmic reticulum. The coding region runs from base 1 to 663 and encodes 220 amino acids. The transcript is spliced from 3 exons. Gene Ontology annotation, biological process: Golgi organization; intracellular protein transport; endoplasmic reticulum to Golgi vesicle-mediated transport. Lineage: Eukaryota; Fungi; Ascomycota; Dothideomycetes; Pleosporales; Pleosporaceae.
AUGUGGAAGCCAACAGUCCUGCUCGCUGCUGCCCUGGCGGUUCCGGCACAAGCACUUCACUUCUUCCUAGACGGCGCAGUCCAGAAGUGCUUCUACGAGGAAUUGCCCAAGGAUACACUGGUUGUUGGCCACUACCACGCUGAGCCCUGGGACGACGCGACCAAGUCCUACCUAUCCAAAUCCGAAGUCGGCGUCUUCGUAACCGUUGAAGAAACAUUCGACGACAACCACCGCAUCGUGGCCCAACGAGGCUCUGCCGAAGGCCGCUUCACUUUCAGCGCUGCCGACAGCGGACAGCACAGGAUCUGUGUCAUUCCCCAGAAUGUCCAGGGCGGAGGUGGUUGGUUGAACCAAGGUAUCCACGGUACUGUCAGGUUCACCCUCGACAUGGCGAUUGGAGAGACGAGCAGGAUCGAGAGCACGGACAAGGACAAGGUCGAGACGCUGGUGCAGAAGGUCAAGGACUUGAACUCGCGACUACUGGACGUCAGGCGAGAACAGGUCUUCCAGAGAGAGCGCGAGGCCGAAUUCCGCGACCAGUCCGAACACACAAACUCGCGCGUCGUCCGCUGGUCAAUUAUCCAGCUCGUCGUUCUCGGUGUCACUUGCGUCUGGCAACUAUCGCAUCUGCGCUCCUUCUUCAUCAAGCAGAAGCUUACCUAA